GCUCUCCUCGGUCUGCUCAUUUAGGCAGUCCAGCAGGAAUUUUGUACACUUUCUGAAUUGCAACUUGCAGGCUUUGCUCUCUUGUUGUCAUAUUUAGAAAGUUAAUUGAGUCGCCUGCGGCCACUUUCUCAUAAUGACCACACGUGUUCGACCGAGUAAUAAGAGGUGCCUGGUCAUUGGAGGAUCUGGUUUCCUGGGCAGACACUUGGUGGAGAAACUGUUGGAUCGAGGAUAUGCAGUCUCUGUAUUUGAUAUCCACCAAAACUAUGAAUUGCCCAAUGUUACCUUUCACCAGGGAGACCUUUGUGACAAACAAGCUCUGCUCUCAGCUUUAAAGGAUAUAUCCUUGGUUUUUCACUGUGCAUCUCCUGCACCUGCCAGUGACAAUCUUGAGCUGUUUGAGAGGGUCAACAUUCAGGGCACAUGCACCGUCAUUCAGGCCUGUAAAGAAGCUGGGGUUCAGAAAAUGGUUUUGACAAGUAGUGCCAGUGUGGUGUUUGAAGGUAAAGAUAUAAAGAAUGGAAAAGAGAGUCUGCCCUAUGCCAAGAAGCCUAUUGACUACUACACACAGACCAAGAUCAUGCAAGAGAAGUUAGUUCUUGAAGCAUGUGACAGAGAAAGUGGUUUUCUGACAGUUGCCAUUCGACCUCACGGUAUCUUUGGCCCACGAGACCCUCAGUUGGUUCCUAUAUUAGUAGACACUGCCCGCAGAGGGAAAAUGAAAUUUAUUAUUGGUGAUGGGACCAAUCUAGUGGACUUCACUUUUGUAGAGAAUGUUGUCCAUGGGCACGUCCUAGCAGCUGAGCACCUCAAGGCAGACUCUCCAAUUUGUGGAAAGGCUUAUCACAUCACCAACGAUGAACCCAUUCGCUUUUGGGACUUUAUGUCUGAGAUCCUGGUGGGUCUGGGAUAUCCCGCUCCUCGCUACCACCUCCCGUACCUGUUUGUUUAUGGGCUAGCUCUUCUGCUAUGGAUGGUGGCUCUGCUCCUUAGUCCUCUAAUCUCCAUUAAAUCCACUUUUACACCAAUGAGAGUGGCUCUUGCUGGAACACAUCAUUACUACAGCUGUGAACGGGCCAAAGAAGAUAUGGGCUACUCCCCAGUCAUCAGUUUGAAAGAAGGAAUAAAACGCACUGUGGAGAGUUAUCCUCACCUCAGACAAGGAGCGUGACUGAAAAAAAAUAAGUGAUGCUUUUACAAUUGUACAUUUUAGACACAACAAUACAAUGAGAUGGGACAUUUUAAAUGCUGCUGAUAAUGUUUCUAGGACAUAUUUGCACAUUUUUACCACUUGGUGGCAACAGAGUGCUAUGAUUUUGUAUUAAAACUAUGGAUCUAAAA
This is a messenger RNA of Boleophthalmus pectinirostris (great blue-spotted mudskipper), 1341 nucleotides long. RefSeq names its product NAD(P) dependent steroid dehydrogenase-like (gene nsdhl). Gene Ontology annotation, biological process: steroid biosynthetic process. The coding region runs from base 134 to 1171 and encodes 345 amino acids. Gene Ontology annotation, molecular function: 3-beta-hydroxy-Delta5-steroid dehydrogenase (NAD+) activity. The transcript is spliced from 7 exons. The record is from RefSeq and is a predicted model, not a curated record. NCBI's taxonomy places the organism in Eukaryota, Metazoa, Chordata, Actinopteri, Gobiiformes, Gobiidae.